AUGCUGUUGACGGCCGUUUCGAUUGGAGACGCUCAAGCUCACGCCACCCAAGCCCAUAUUCCGGGAUUCAAGCAAAGCAAAGACCAGUCCCCUACCCAGUACACUACGUACGUUGUAGAUCACAACGGUACAGGUCCCCACGAUCCGGCAUCAAACAUGGAAGUGGCGCCCCUUGGCGUUGUACGAAAGGCGAGGGAGAAAGAAGUCGUAGGCUUUGGAUGGUCAGGCGCUCGGUGUACUCCCUGGGGGUGGAAGACGACCGUCGCGGAGGAACGCCAAGUGAGCGACUACUGCUGCACUACAUGCAAUGGAGUAGCGGUGUCGUGCGACGCCGGGGUCGAUGCGGUGGACCAAGCCAACCGACUCGCACAUAAUGACGACCCGCGGGCCGGGGGUGUAAACGCCCUCCGGAAAGAGAAAGACGACAGGGAGGUACAUAUGCCUACCGGUCUACGCGGUACAACGUACAUCAAAGGAUGUAUGUACCCCAAGGCCUCUGUCUCCACGAGCAUUACUAUGUACCGCAGUCCAGUCGCACUCGAGAUGCGCGUUCUCCGGCAAGACAUCACAGCUUGUGCCACGAGGAACAAGUGUCUCUGCAAGGUCUGCACGGAGCCUGGUCCCAGGGAGAAGGGUCCACGGGAGAUGCCGUUGCUCCGUCAUCGGAGGAAGACCUUCAAACCGAGCCCGAAAGCGGAAUAUAGGGAGCUAGACAGCUAUCUAAAGGUAGCACACAACAUUACAGAGGACGAAGAGUCUGAUAAGACAAGAUGGUCAUGGAGUUCGAGUUGGGGGAGCGACGAGUGA
Messenger RNA from Sodiomyces alkalinus F11, 807 nucleotides. RefSeq lists its product as hypothetical. The transcript has 7 exons. The record is from RefSeq and is a predicted model, not a curated record. The coding region runs from base 1 to 807 and encodes 268 amino acids. Lineage: Eukaryota; Fungi; Ascomycota; Sordariomycetes; Glomerellales; Plectosphaerellaceae.